AUGGACAAAUUUGUUAUCAAAAAAAAAAUUAAGUUGCAUGAAACCCAUGAAAGUGUCACAUCAACAGAAGAAGUGGAUACUUUAACUCCAAGUUUGUCGUUCAAUAGUUUAUUGACUUCUGCUUCGACGAGCUCAAUAGAAUCGCAACGUAUUAUUAAUGAUAAUAAUGAUACUACUACUUCAUCGGAAAGUUAUGAUAUUGGUAACUAUAUAGACCACAUAUAUUCUAUUAAUGAUUUUACUAAAUUUAUGAUUCUUAAAAAUCAUUGGGUCCCUCCAAAACAUUAUAUAUUUCCUUUUUCUGUACAUAACAAACGCAAUAGAGAAGAAAAGCGACGUCCUAAUCAUCAGCAUUUAUCUAAUUAUUCUUGGUUAGUUUAUUCCGAUGUGAAAAAAGGACUUUUUUGCAAAAAUUGCGCCAUUUUUACUAAUGAUAUUCUAGUAGGUGGUCAAAAAACAAUAUCUGUUAAAAAAUUGGUGACAGAACCCCUUAUAAAAUUUGCUAAUUUAUUAGGAAAACAUGGAGACUUAGACUGCCAUUCUCAAACUCAGUAUCAUAAGUUGGCAAUAGUUAAAAGUGAAUCAUUUAUUCAAGUAUAUAAAAAUCCAUCUUAUGAUAUUCGGAAUCAGGUUGAAACUUCACGUAAACAACAGGCUAUUGAAAAUAGAGAAAGACUUGUUCCAAUAAUAAAAACUUUAAUUUUACAUGGACAACAGAAUAUACCUAUAAGAGGCCAUCGUGAUGAUGGUUCAUUACUUAAUACAAAUAAUAGUCCUGUUGCAACUGAAGGAAAUUUUCGUUCAUUACUAAGAUUCCGAAUAGAUAGUGGGGAUAAAGUUUUGGAAAAUCAUUUAAUGACAGCUAAAAAUAAUGCUACUUAUAUUAGUAAAACAUCAACAAAUGAGUUAAUAAAUCAUUGUGGUAAUGAAGUUCUUUCUAUUUUAUUAAAUAGAAUACAUAAGGCAAAAUAUUACUGUGUUUUAUUUGAUGAAACAACUGAUGUAUCUCACAUAUCCCAACUUAGUAUAUCAAUUAGAUAUAUUUAUGAAAAUACAGUCAGAGAAGAUUUUAUUGGUUUUGUUGAUCUUUAUAAGGACAAUUAUAGUGCAGAUGCUCUUGAUUUGGAUAUAGAUAAUGAAAGUAACACAUUAGAUUUACAACAGUCAGAACCAACUAUUACAGGAGAAAUACUUGGUUCAACAGUUGUAAAAAAGUUGAAAAGUGUGGGACUAGAUUUAAAAUUAUGUGUAGGAAUCGGUUGUGAUGGUUGCAGUGUUAAUAUGUCGACAAUAUGUGGAGCAGCAAUUACUAUACAAAAAUCUGCCAAGAAUGCUUUAAUAUGUCCGUGUUUAAAUCAUUCAUUGAAUAAUAAUUUAUCUAGAUCAAAUAAGAUUCAAAGUCUGACUAGUCACUGCAUAACUCGCUGGAUUGAGAGGCAUGAUUCUGUAUUACAAUUUAUAAAUGACCUUCCAAUUAUAUUGAAAAGUUUAACUGAAAUUUCUACAUGGUAUGAUAUAUCUACUUCAUCAAAAGCCAAUUCAUUGUGUAAAACUAUACAAGACAGUGAAUUUGUUAUGUGUAUUUUCUCUUUAAAUGACAUAAUGUGUCUAACACGACCUUUAAGUAUAUUACUCCAAACUAAAAAUUUAGACCUUUUUUCUGCUACUACUAAAAUAAAAGAACUUAGAGAAGUACUAAGUACAAAACGAAACGAUGCAAAUCAGUGCUUUAAUAUUAUAUAUAAUAAUGUUGUUGAAAUGAUGUCAAAAUUAGGCACUGAACUAAAACUUCCAAGGACUACUAAAAGGCAGACUUACAGAAAUAAUAUUGAAGUCAACCCAGAAGACAGUCAAGGUUACUGGAGAAUAUCAAUUUAUAUUCCUAUUUUAGAUGAAGUAAUAAAAGAUUUUGAUAAUAGGUUUUCUAGUGAUAAUAUGCAAUGCUUUAAUCUUAAUUUUUUGAUGCCAUUGAAUCUCAUGAAAUGUUUCAAAAACACUGAACAGUUAAAUCAAUCAAUUAAAGACAUUUCUAAUCAAUAUAGUGAGUUAUUUGGUGAAUCUAUAUUUUCUAUUGAACAAAAACUAAAAGGAGAAUUAAAUCUAUUUGAAAAUAAAUUAAAAUCAGAUACUGACCUCACAACUAUAACAUCAGCUAUAACAUUUCUAGACAAGCUUGAUUGUGACUAUUUUCCAGUAUUUUCUUUAUUUAUUAAAAUUCUAAUCACUCUCCCAAUAUCUAUUGCUACAGCAGAAAGAAGCUUUUCUUCUCUACGUUUACUAAAAACAUGGUUAAGAUCUAGAAUGAGCGAAGAAAGGUUAACUGGUCUAGCUUUAAAGUUUGACGAAAAAUCGGAAGACCAAUACGUAGACAUCGAUUUUGCAGAAUAUAUUGUGAAAGCAAUUUGCGUACUCCACAAUUAUGUAAGAACACGAGAUAGCUGCAGUUAUGAGGAUACAUUUUUUACAGCACCCCUAUCAAAUUUAACUGGAGCUACAACUGGAUGCGUUAUACGAGUAGCAGAUAAUGUUCGAGCCAAAUGUAUGGAUUAUUUCACUAAUGAAGGAAGUGUCGAAUGGCAAAACCGUAUGAUAUAA
Messenger RNA from Rhopalosiphum maidis (corn leaf aphid), 2595 nucleotides. RefSeq names its product 52 kDa repressor of the inhibitor of the protein kinase-like. NCBI's taxonomy places the organism in Eukaryota, Metazoa, Arthropoda, Insecta, Hemiptera, Aphididae. The record is from RefSeq and is a predicted model, not a curated record. Gene Ontology annotation, molecular function: protein dimerization activity. The transcript is spliced from 4 exons. Bases 1 to 2595 code for a protein of 864 amino acids.